AACCCUCCCCUUUCCAGGAGAGAGAACAGCAUACUUUUUCUUGUGAUUGUUUUGGUAGGAAAACCAACUCCUGUGAAAUUUAUCCAAGGAAUAUGGCUGAGAGUGUUGUAGGCUUUCUAAUUAAGCAGCUCUCCACCUUACUUUCCCAAGAGAGCACGCUUUUGGGUGGACUUCGACCAGAUGUUCAGUUCAUCAAAGAUGAACUCGGCGACAUGAAUGCUUUCCUCAGACAAGCUGAAGCGAAGGAGGACAAUGACUCUCAACUCCAACAAUGGGUCAAGCAGGUUCGAGAAGUUGCUUAUGAUAUAGAGGAUGUUCUCGAUGAUUUUGCCUUCCGCUUUGCUCGUGGACACGCGGAUGGAUUCUUUGGCCGUGUUGAAAAGAUCUACAGCUCAACAAAAAAUCUGAAAGCCCGCCAUCGGAUUUCUUUGGAGAUAAAAGAUAUCAAGGCCAGAGUUGUAGAGAUUUCUGCAAGGCAUCAGAGGUACCAGUCCUUGUAUGGUACUCAAGAAAUAGGCCCCCGCUCUUCGCACGUGGCAAACGCAGAUUGUGAUAUUCGUGAUCAAGCACUCCUGAUUGAAGAGGCUAAGCUUGUUGGCAUCGAUCAGCCCAAAAAAGAGCUCAUCUCCAAAAUCCUUGAUGACCAUUCCCACUUGAAAGUAGUUUCAGUGGUGGGAAUGGGGGGACUCGGUAAAACCACCCUGGCGAAAAAGGUCUACGAUGAUGCUGCAGUGAAGAAACAAUUUCAGAGCCAUGCUUGGAUAACUGUUUCUCAAAAUUUUCAAUUCAAAGUCAUCAUCAAGAACUUGAUUCAACAAUUGUACGAGGAAAUCAGACAGCCGGUCCCUCCGCAAGUGGAUUCCAUGGAAGGUAUUAGGCUCAGCGAAUUUGUCAGAGACUUCCUCAAAGAAAGAAGGUACAUCCUUGUCCUUGAUGAUGUGUGGAGUCAAAAUGCUUGGGAAACUAUCAAAUAUGUAUUUCCUGACUGCAAUACUGCUAGUCGUGUUGUGUUGACAACACGAAUUACCGAUGUAGCUUCUGCAUCCUGUUUGGCAUCCCAUGACUUUGUCCAUGAGAUGAAGCCCCUCUCUUAUGAAGAUUCUUGGACUCUUUUUUGCAAUAGAACAUUUCAAAGUAAUGGUUGCCCUUCAAAUCUAGAAGAAGUUUGUAGAAAAAUACUAAAAAAAUGUGAGGGCCUACCACUUGGAAUUGUAACAAUGGGUGGUGUUUUGGCUCUGAAGGACAAGGACAGGAUAGAUGAAUGGGAGAUGAUUUUUCGUGGCUUUGGCAGUGAGGUAGAUGGUAGCGGUAAGCUUGAUAGAAUUAGAAAGAUACUCUUACUUAGCUACAGUGAUUUGCCUCACCAUCUCAAAAACUGCCUAUUAUAUCUAAGUAUCUAUCCUGAAGAUCAUCCAAUUAAUGUCGAAAUUUUACUUGGUAAAUGGAUAGCACUAGGAUUUAUAGAAGAGAAGAAGGAAUGA
Coffea eugenioides is the source of this 1481-nucleotide messenger RNA. Its product is annotated as disease resistance protein RPM1-like. Gene Ontology annotation, biological process: defense response to other organism. Lineage: Eukaryota; Viridiplantae; Streptophyta; Magnoliopsida; Gentianales; Rubiaceae. Gene Ontology annotation, molecular function: ADP binding. The transcript has a single exon. The record is from RefSeq and is a predicted model, not a curated record. The coding region runs from base 93 to 1481 and encodes 462 amino acids.